Molecule: messenger RNA, 912 nt
Organism: Fulvia fulva
Lineage: Eukaryota; Fungi; Ascomycota; Dothideomycetes; Mycosphaerellales; Mycosphaerellaceae
Product: Polyubiquitin
Exons: 4
Coding region: 1-912 (303 amino acids)
Biological process (GO): modification-dependent protein catabolic process; protein ubiquitination
Cellular component (GO): cytoplasm; nucleus
Molecular function (GO): protein tag activity; ubiquitin protein ligase binding
Source: RefSeq, a predicted model, not a curated record
AUGUCGAUCAACCUCUCCGUCACGAUCUCACUGGAGACAAUCGCGCUCAUUCACCAGAGCGAGAUUGUUUUAGAGGAGGCCAGGACAGAGUUUGAGGCAGCCCUGGCAGAUGUCGCAAGCAGUGUCAUUGAGGCUGUGAAGGCACUCCCUUACGAUAUCACCAUAUCUGACUCAGACUACCCUGGACCUUGUCGGAGCAGACCGCCGUCUCUUCGACACUCCGUACAACCCUCGAUUCAAGACCAUGAUUCCAGCUACGCCGAGUCUCCACCGACCACGUUUCCCAGCACGCCUGUGAUUUGUUCUGGCAGCUGGUCGUCUUUGCCAGCGUACGAUCCACAAAAUGGAGAGGAGGACUUUACAAUCAAUGUCAGCGAUCUGGAAGGGCUGCAGACUACUUUCUGUGUCUCGGUCUUCGGCAGCACCACUAUCUCUGAGCUUGCGGAUAUGGUACAUGAUCAGUCUGGUAUACCUCCUGACCAGCAACGUCUAAUUUGGAGGAACCACAGGCUGGACCAGCCAGAUGCGACUUUAAGCUCAUACGGCAUCGCCAGUGGUGAAGACCUGUACCUGCUACGGCAACUGUUACCUAGCCCAGACAUGACAGCUGCCAACGACGGCAUAUUCUUUCCUGAGUCCGAGUUCGAUUUCCAUAUCCAGACUAUCAGCGGAAAGCAGAUACCUGUGGCUGCUAGAUAUAGCACAACGACUGCAGAACUGGCAUCUGCAAUAUUCGACUACAAUUGCAUCCCACCGAACCUGCAACGUUUAAUACACAAAGGUCGUGUCAUAUACGAUGGACACUCCCACGAGCAAGGCAACGCGUUUCCGGUCUUUACGCUCGAAGAGGUAAACGUGGCUCAUGAUUCCGUGGUGCAGCUGUAUUUCUGCAAUACCAUGAGAGAUUUUUGA